GAACGCUCACCCUCCGCAGUCACUUGCAGUUGUAUGAUAAUAUCUGAUGGCAAGACUCUCGGUAUUUAACAUGCCGAGCGCGUGGCCUCGGCCACGCCUCUGUGCUCUCACAAGGCUGCUUCAUCCUUGCAAUUGAUUGAGCAAGCAUCCUAGCUCAACACCAGCAAUGGCUACUACCAAACAGCGUGCUCCCCUCCGUCCGGGCGUCUACUGCCCCACGACCACAUUUUUCAAACCUGAAUCUGAAGACCUCGAUAUUCCAUCCAUCCGCAAACAUGCCGUUCGUCUUGCAAAGGCGGGUCUGGUUGGCAUAGUCGCCAUGGGAUCCAACGGCGAAGCGGUCCAUCUCACGCGCGAAGAGCGUAAGACGGUAACCCGCGAGACAAGAUCCGCUUUGGACGAGGCUGGUUUCCACAAUGUGCCCGUCAUCGUCGGGGCAAGUGAACAGAGCAUCCGGGGCACGUUGGAUCUGUGCAGGGACGCCGCGGAGGCUGGCGGCGAGUAUGUCCUUGUUAUACCCCCGAGCUACUACCGAGUUGCUGUGGGUAACGAUGAGACGCUCUACGAGUUCUUCACAGCCGUCGCAGAUGGGUCCCCAUUGCCUGUGAUUCUGUACAACUAUCCCGGUGCCGUGGCGGGAAUCGAUAUGGAUUCAGACCUCAUCAUCCGCAUCUCUCAACAUCCCAAUAUUGUCGGCACAAAAUUCACUUGUGCCAAUACAGGGAAAUUGACACGUGUUGCUCGUGCCUUGAAUGCAAUCACACCUCCUUCUCCCUUGGUGCCAACUGUCAAGACCACCGCAUCGACAAAGAAAGUCGAGAAUCAUCCCUACGUUGCCUUUGGCGGAGUCGCGGACUUUACUCUCCAGGCGCUUGUCUCGGGUGGUUCGGCCAUGCUCGUGGGUACCGCAAACGUCAUCCCCCGUCUCUGCGUGCAUAUCUUCAACCUCUGGGCCGCCGGCCGUCUCGCGGAAGCCAUCGAGGUCCAGAAACUGCUCAGCGAUGCCGACUGGGUUCUCACCAAGUCUGCCAUUCCCGGUACCAAGAGUGCUAUUCAGAGCUACUUUGGCUAUGGCGGGUAUGCGCGCCGGCCAUUGGCACGUUUUACCGAGUCCCAGGCAAAGGCUGUAGCAGAUGGGAUCAAGGAAGCGUUUGAGGUCGAGAAAACCUUGCCUGAUAUUUCUUGAGUUUUUUGUUGGGAUUGAGAUGGAUCGCUUAGUUUUACGCAGCAAAUGGCAUACUAUUUUAACAGCAGAGAAUGUUAUGGCGUAUUUUCCAAGUUGAAGUAACUUGGGUAUAGAAAUAGAUGUAAAAUCCCA
Monascus purpureus is the source of this 1318-nucleotide messenger RNA. Lineage: Eukaryota; Fungi; Ascomycota; Eurotiomycetes; Eurotiales; Aspergillaceae. The record is from the annotation of a GenBank genome assembly.